GCCGGUUAGACGGGUUAUCCGCUUUCAAGCUCCUUUGAAAAUAGUGUUUCGAACACUAGUUUUCCGCAAAACAGAAACCGGCUCGGGAACUACCGACGGAAAAGUUCGCAAGGAUUUUGGCCACGCCGCCCGCCGUGAGGCUUCGUCAAGUUUUGAGUUUGGGGGUUUGUGUUUAUUAGUUUGAAGUAAGGGUUAAAAAACCCUCCCCGAACACGUGUGACUAGUGAUUUUGGGGGGAAUCGGAAUUCCUGGCCUGGCUUUUCCUUAGCUUCCCGGUCCGUGCUACAAAUUUAAUAGUGAUGAAUCAGCUGUAACAAUCAGGUUAUUUACCAGAUACCGGUCUAUGUUUGGGGGAAUGUGACGAGUUGACCUUUGACGUCUUGCGUCGCGACGGCAUAUGCUCCUGGGUGUAUGUAGAGUAGAGCCGUCGUCGUAUGUCGUCUAGUGGUGCAUAGCUUUAGGUGCCGAAUAGAAGUUAAAAAACACCGAAGACCGGAAAGAAGCGCGACGGGAAAACCAAAACCGAAAACCAAAGACGCGCCCGGUGGAAAACGCCGGAAAAUCUACCGGCAUUAGGUAUAUGCCACUCGGAAGAGAUAUAGCAAGAAAGAGAGUCUGAAGAAGAGUGCCAUUUGUGAGAAUGUGAUGCAUCGUGUCGUGUGAUUCGGAGGCAAUUAAAAUAGAUGAAUACCGGGUGAAUCGCAUAUAUACUAAAAUCGUGACUGCAUUUGUCUAUUUUUUUUUCUUCUUCAAUCAACGCACAUAAAAGAUAGUGAAACAACACCAAAAUAAAAACAACUAGGCAUCAAGUGAUUAGAUUUACCGGUGCGGAUCGGAAAAUGUUUAAAGUGACACAGGAAUUCGGUGUGAAGUAAUGUUGAUUAUCUUUUGGGGCACUAUUUUUUUUUCUUCUCCCUUGUGAGCAAUGCAGCAGCUGUUGAACGCACCUGAUCAUAUGGAAUUCCUCCAAGGGGACGGACGCCAGCUCCAGUAGGGGGAACAGUUCGGGAAGGUUCGACACAACAGAACACGUAAGGAAACCGAAUAACGAAAAAGGCAGAAAGCCCUGGACAGAACAUGAGAAAUCGUCUCGAGGUCCUGCACGUGGCGUUUCUUCUGCUGACGGUGAGCAGUCAAACGGUGUUGAUAAUGGCGUCCCGGGCAACCUACAACGCACCCCGGGAAAGGGGGGUUGCGAUUGGGACGGCUUUGGGUGUCGAGGGAGGGCGGAACCACCCAUUGCAAUGCCCUCGGUUACGUUCCGGUGGGGAAACGGAAGCUGAACAGGAACAACAACUGCUGUCGAUAAACGAAUGGUCCAGCACGGUGCCGGCCAUCGAUUUGGAGGAGGAAAAACUCAUGAACAUGGUGGAAAACGUCAGCAGAAUAAGAUACGUUAUUCAUCUAGCGGAAACAAGUCCGCUGUCUAUCGUCAUCAUCCCAUCGUGCACGCCCAACUUGACCGAAGGAAUUCGGUGGACAGUUGUCUACAACGAAAGAGAAAUCCUCUCGAGUCACAACACAAGGAACCGUACGUCGUUCCAGCUUUCCUGCGCACCGUCUGGUUCCUACCACGUCUGGAUAGAGCUUCCCGACAGCUUUUGUUCCGCCGAGAUCUCCUACAACACGCGAAGCUUAACGGAUAUGUGGCCACUGCUGAAUCGAACAGGAUCACCGAUCAAGUUCCAUCAACAUCCUCGAAGAAAUCAACUUCUAGUCAAAUGGGAAAAGAGCAAGUUUGACAUCCACGCCAUGCACUACUGUUUGGUCAUCAGCCGGAUAGGUCCUCAACACACUCUCUGCCAAGCGCUGGUAAAUUCACAACUUUCUACCAGGUGUAGCUCAUCAAUCACGGAAACUCUCCAGCGGAUAACAGUAGAAGAGGAGAAAAAGGUCAAUCCGGAAGCUAAAAUAACAAUCGCCUGCACCGGAAUGCGGACCAAGCAAUUACUCAAGGGAAUGAAAGCCAACACUACGUAUUUUGUGGAGAUUUUCGCUGUUCACACCCAUGAACACAAUCUAUCCUAUCUAUUGGCGUCCACUGUCAUUACAGUCAAUCGAACACGUCCUACUCAACUGGUCGAGGGAAAUUUUUUCGUCAGUAAACUUUCGACCCUGGGAGGACUUACAAUGUUCUCGUUCAAAGUGCCCAAAAGGGCACCGUCUAACGCAACCAUAAAAUUCCUCAUAACUCCAUGCGGAGGAACAGUAAACUUCGAAAUCUACCGCAAGAAACGCAUGCUUCAAAAGCCAACGAUGGACAUCUACUACCCGAAAAUAAUCACAGUAAAUUCAGCUAUCCCUGGGGAGCGAUAUCAGGUGCAGAUCACUGAAGCCGAUGAGCACUACCGAACCAAUCGGAUCCAGAUGGCCGUCACGACCAAGGAAGAGUUUAGCAAUCUUCCCCAGCUACCGAACAACACUACGGUGGUGGAGCUGACCGAGAUGCGAACCUGCCACGGGACCACGAUCAAGUGGUACGGAUCGCCCGAUAAAAGGAAGAUUAGAUACUGCACCUACAUCUUUAAACAACAUACCAAGCACCAUUACUACACCAACAUCCGGAUGCCAUCCUAUUGUGAGCUGGAAAGCCGAGACAUCUAUUUCCACCCGCAGUUGCAGCAAAUGCACUGCAUAUUCUCCGACCAACUAAACAGCACCUCGCUCACACCGAUGUCGAUGUCCAUCACCAACCUCGCUCCAGCCCACUACUAUCUGAUAUUUGUAACGGCCAGUUUGGGCAACGGGCGCAGCAUUCCGUACCGAUCAGCUCGGAUAAAAACGCACCCGUACUGCAGGGAAAAUGAUACCCUCGUAACGAAGGAACAGCAAAAGCUACAGCAGAAACAGCAACAGCAGCAACGACUUCGAAGCAUUUCCGUGCACAGAAAGCAACAGCAGCAGCAGCAUCAGCGUGGUGGGGGAAAAUUCGGACAGCAGAAAGCCCCCCUGGAAAGGAGAAACUCGAACCGAUUGAAAAGGGAUCAGUAGAGUUAUCGGGGAGUUGAGAAUAAUCAGUUGGUGGAUCUCUAAUUUAAAAACUCCUUACAGUGAAAGGUGCAGAAGACAAGACUUUGGAAAAGGAUUCGAUGCGUUUGAAAAUAUGAGUAAGAAUUUGUAUUGGUGAAUCGUUCGAAAGUAAGGAAGCACUAUGAGAGGGGAAAUCGUAAAAUUUAAAACACUUUUGUGUACACUUGUAUGUAUACACAUGACAAGGCAAAGUGCGUUCGCAUAAAUUCAUCCUAAAUGAUUUGGCACCAAAUCGGAUAGGUAAGGAUGGAUGUUCCGGCCGGGAAAAUAAAAACAACCGGCAAGAGGGCUCCAUGAUUUAUGCUGACAUUUUCAACGGGAGAUGAAAUACACUGCAGUUAUCAGUGAUGCCAGAUUUUUUUUAUGCCACAAAUUAUUAAAUGUUUCAAAAGACGCUUUUAAACCAACUGUAGACAAGAAAAAUCUCCUUAAAUUUUAAAACAGAUUGAAACAGAAAGGUAAAUGUUCAAAUAUGUCAUCCAAAAUUACCUAAAUUUGACAAUUACAAUUGUGGAACUGUGGAAGUCGAAAUUAAAAAAAAAAUAGAAAAAAAAUAUUAAGAAGAGGUUAGAAAGACAGCACUGUGCGUUUUUUGUGAUCGACUUGGCAGAAAGACUAUGACAAUUAAUCCUCAUUCUCCAUCUGGCUCAGGUGGUACACUGGUUAAGCUGGGCUAGAUGAAAAUAGAAAUUUGUUGUGAUUUCGAUUCUCACUGACACUAUGGCUUUUUUUUAUUUUCGUGUUUCUGGAAUAAAUUAUCCAAUACGAUAAAAUUCCUAUAAAAUGUUUUUAUCAUGUUUCGCUUGAUUGUUUGUAUUCAGUGGUCCUGCAUCGUUUUGCCCUAGAGCUCGAGUUUUUAUGCCAGUCACGGAAAGCAAUCAAAUCAUCUUUGGUGCAAUGCACAUUUCAGCGCAUCUUUGGCACAUAGCUAGCUCCUAUCGGCAUUGAAAUUUAGCAACCUCUUCUUUGGGUGUUGAUAUGCUUUUUGGAGCGUUUUUUUUAUUUUGAACAGUGUAUUUGAUACGCAAUACUGCAGAAAAAUAACCCUAUCUAAUCCUCAGGGAUUAUUAAAUUUAUCAUAUAUCCGCAAGGAAUAGUUAUUUUUACAAAAAAAAACUCCGCUAUAAAUGAUGUUGUUCUAAGAUUUCGUAAUGGUGACAGCUGUUUGACAUGCACGUGGCUAUCGAUAAAGCUAAGAUAAGCUAAUACAACAAAAAACGAGAAAAUGAAUGAAGUAUCAGAAAAUAUAAUUUCAUACAGUUUUUGUUCCGAUUUUUUUUUAAAUAUAGUUGAUAAAAAAUCAUGAAAUACAAAUCUUGCCUUAAAAUAUUUUGAAUUCCAGAGGGUAAAUAUUUAAUGUUUUUGUUCAAAGCAAAUUCAAUUUUUCGUGACCUACAAAUAGUUUAUCAACUACAUUUUACUGUAAUUUCAUGAUAUAACUCAAAUAAUUCAACGCCCCCCCACAAGGUGUCGUUACCGGUAUUCAUAUUUUUUCCAUUUUUUGUAUACUGUCUACUAAAGUUUGAAGGGCUUGUGAUAUAGCUCAGUUGGCAAGUCAGUUGCUUCCUGAACCGAAGUCCGAGAGUUCGAGCUCAAGAGUAAACAUCGAUCCCAGUUGUUCCGGAAGUAGUUUUUCAAUUACUUUAUGCCAACUGCAUCGUUGUUUCGAAAUGCAAAUUUAGCUAAAAAUAAUACCAAAAAUUCAAAAUAAAUUAGGAAAUUGACUUCUUAAACCAUUUUUAUACCCAUAACCAUCACAAAAACUUGCGAAAUUAAUAAAUUUUGCUUCAAUUUUCGUUUGCUUCGAAACAACAGAAAUAAAACCAGAAUUUGAAGCUUCGGACAUAUAAAUCAGUGCACAGAAUUAGAAUACAUCAAGUAUAACACCAGAUUUAGAAAAAGAUUAAAACCAAAUUGAAAAAAUCAGACCAAUCAGAGAUUAACCACGAUUUUAAAUUAUUUAAUAGAAUGAUAAAAAAAUUAUAAAUUUUAUCAUAUUUAUCAUAUUUCUUUUCUCCAUUUUCAAUUGAAGGGUUGAUUGAAAUACUUCUCUGUAUUAUCUGAAAUUUAAAAAAAUCUUUUUUCUUUAAUUUUGUAACUGGUACGAAACAGAUAAUAAACAAAACAAGGAAUUCCAAGUUUUCUUGUAAAUAUUGAAUGCUCAAAGACAAGUUAAGUUUUCAUCGCGCAUUAAAAUUAAACUUUAAAG
Molecule: messenger RNA, 5239 nt
Organism: Uranotaenia lowii
Lineage: Eukaryota; Metazoa; Arthropoda; Insecta; Diptera; Culicidae
Gene: nord
Exons: 7
Coding region: 1078-2991 (637 amino acids)
Source: RefSeq, a predicted model, not a curated record